This is a messenger RNA of Fomitopsis serialis, 3447 nucleotides long. RefSeq lists its product as uncharacterized. The transcript has 18 exons. The coding region runs from base 90 to 3356 and encodes 1088 amino acids. NCBI's taxonomy places the organism in Eukaryota, Fungi, Basidiomycota, Agaricomycetes, Polyporales, Fomitopsidaceae. Gene Ontology annotation, molecular function: phosphopantetheine binding. The record is from RefSeq and is a predicted model, not a curated record.
UCAUACUUUAAGUCACUCCUCUGUGGUACUACACUGCACUGCGCUCUCAUCGCGACAGCUUGGUACGCUCUACGAGAUCACCAUCCUACAUGGAGCCCCGUCGCUUUCUCCCUCGGGCGCCGCAAACGCAAGCCCGGUCGAGUACAACAUUCCGGCCUCCGCCGUUGGAUGGGUCCCUCACACUGCCUGAGAUGUUCGACUGGCACCUGAAGCAUACUCCAAACCACCGUCUCUUUGUAUUUGCAAAAGGCGAUGGAACCCUCCGAACUAUCUACUGGCCCGAGGCAGUCAGAGCCGUUUACACGGGUGUUGGAAUCAUUCAAGCACGUCUAGCCAACACUGUUGCGGGAGACGAGGCUCCGAUUGUAGCUAUCUUGGCUCCGUCUGACGCGAUCCCGUAUUUCACCAUGAUGAUGAGUAUCAUGCGGGCGAACUACGUCGCCUUCCCCAUUUCUCCCCGUAACUCUCCAUUGGCCGUCGCACACCUAAUUAACAAAGCUGGGGUCAGUCACGUCCUUGUCGGACAAGAGCCGGCUAUGCAGGACCUCGCCAGCGAAGCGCUGGGCAUUCUCACCACACGGUACGGUGCUCAGACACUGCCAAUUCUCUCAUCCAUGCCGCUCUUCGAUGAGCUUUUUCCCUCGCCUGAAGACGGCGGUGCUGAGGGUCUCGUUGCACCUCCGGCAUAUGCUUACAAAGGACCAGAUGCCCUUGCGAUGAUUCUCCAUUCAUCCGGUUCCACCGCAUUUCCGAAGCCAAUAUAUUGGACGAACCAUCGCUUCUGCCAACUGUGUCUCAUCCCGUGGUUCGGUGAACGCGAUCUAACUGGCCAAGUGUUCUCUCUGCAUACGAUGCCCAUGUUCCACGGAAUGGGUGUCUUGCAGCUCUGUUGGACGGCGUCCUCCGGAUUAGUGGUCAGCUCCUUCGAACCGAAGUCGCCAGCGCCUGUCCCGACACCCGAUACCCUCUUCGUCGCGGCCAAAGCGACAAAAAGCGACGUCGUCUUCUGCGUGCCAUCUUUCAUUGAGGCCUGGUCCCGGAACCCAGAGUAUGUACGCUGGCUCGCGACUCGUGGUGGCGUGCUCUUCGGCGGCGGCCCGUUGAACAAGGAAGCGGGCGAUUACAUGACGUCACAGGGCGUGUCGAUCUUCAUCUUGUACGGCUCGACUGAGGGCGGUAUCAUGAGUCCAAUCCUUCCAGCCGACGUCAGUUACGACUGGGAUUACUUCAAGUUCCCUGGCCUUGUUACAGCUCACAUGGUUCCGUAUGGAAACAACACAUUCGAAUUUGUCAUGAAGGAAAACGAGUAUUGCCGUCCAAGUGUGAUCAAUACAAAAAUGGACGGCGUGGAUGCAUAUGCGACCUCCGAUCUAAUGAUACCCCACCCUACGAAACGUGGGUUUUGGAAAGUGCACGGCAGGACAGAUGACCAGAUCAUGCACAACACUGGUGAGAAGACGAACCCGGGACCAUUGGAGAACAUGCUCAAUCAAGAUUCGCAUGUUCUGGCAUCUGUGAUGUUCGGCCGUGGUCGGUUCCAGGCCGGAGUUCUCGUCGACCCCAAACCUCAGUAUAGAUUUGAUCCGGCGAACGAGACAAAACUCGCAGAAUUCAGGAACAUGAUUUGGCCGACCGUAGGGCGGAUGAACGCGUUUGCCCCCCAGCAUUCCAGACUCUUCAAAGAGAUGAUCAUCGUGGCGAAACCGUCCAAACCGUUCACGUACACAGCAAAGAGCACCGCACGCCGCCAGGCUGUCAUCGACGACUAUGCCGACGAGAUAAAUGUAGUGUACAACAAGGUCGAGGAAAGCACCCAGUCCAGUAUCCCGCCUCCAUCUCAGUGGGAUAUCCUCACCACGCUCGACUUCGUCCGUGCAGUGAUCAACAAGGUUCUGGUGCACAGAGUGGAAGAUGACGACGAUGUUUUUCAGCACGGCUGCGAUAGUCUUCAGGCCACUCAUAUCAGAAAUGCCUUGCUGCGUGCUUUGCGGGACUCCGCGCAGCUGGACACGCGCAAGAGCGUUGGUAACUUCGUCUAUGACUAUCCUACCAUCAGACGCCUUGCCUCUUUCCUCCUUGGACUAGCGACCGGCUCGAAACUCGAAGCACACAACUUGCUGGAAGGACGGGCCGACAACAUGGUCGCGAUGGCCACAAAGUACUAUCAGGACAUCCCAAUUCGUCGACCCACCGCGUCCAAUUCCAGUCAUGAGAGCGUCGUCUUGAUAACAGGGACCACUGGCAGCCUUGGUAGCUUCCUCCUCUCUCACCUCGUCGAUGAUCCGUCUGUUGUACGCAUCUACGCUUUGAACCGUUCCUCCCAAGACGGCAUUGCGUUGCGAUUGCGGCAAGAGGCUUCUCUGUCGUCUCGUGGGCUCAGUACAUCCAUACUCGAUAGCAACAAGGUUGUGCUCUUAGAGGCGGAUGUCUCCGUGGCCGGUUUCAAACUCCUCGACAAGGUUUACUCAGAGAUGCAAGCUUCUGUAACACACGUCAUUCACAACGCUUGGCGGGUGGACUUCAAUCUAUCUCUGGAAUCCUUCGAGUCGAAUGUCAAGGGUGCGCGCAAUCUCGUCGACUUCGCACUGUUGUCUCCGCGGCCUGUCCCGCCACGCAUGCAAUUCGCCAGCUCCAUUGGAGUAUUCCAGAACAUCGAGGGCAUCCAACUCACAGAAGACUUCGUGAAGCCUGACGUCGCUGUAGGAUCGGGCUAUUCAGAAUCGAAGUGGGUGGCUGAACGAAUCUUGAUGGAAGCGGCAGGGAAGACGGGCCUCGAGGUCCUCGUCGUCCGCGUUGGCCAGAUAUGCGGAGGGCCUGACGGAGUGUGGAAUGUCCAUGAAUGGUUUCCUGCCAUAGUGCAGAGUGCUGCGAAGUUGGGUUGUUUCCCGGAUGAUUCGAAGGUGGUAUCGUGGGUUCCCUUGGCCACCGCAGCCAGCGCGAUGGUAGGGCUCAUACAUGCACCGUACAAAGACGACGUCGUCCACUUGGUUCACCCUCAUCCUGUCGCCUGGCACUCACUCGCCACCGUCAUCGCUAACGAGCUUGGUGUUCCUCUCGUCCCCUUCGCUCAAUGGCUCUCCAAGCUCGAAGCACUGCACUCCCCGCAUGCUACCGACCGAGGUCGGGUGGACGCGCGAGCUGAAGUCGAGUUGUUACGGAGUGUCCGUGCUCUGCGCUUGUUUCCUUGGUUCAAGGGGCUUUCGACCUCGCGAGGCAAUGCAGAGGCGUUGGGAUUCCCUGCUCUUUCUGCAUCCCACGCCACACAGCUGUCCCCCGCCUUGGCGGAGGCCUCCCCGCUUGAUGGCGAGGACGCGAAGAAGUGGCUAGCAUUCUGGCGCACAGCAGGGUUGCUCUGACAAUACCAGAACACAGGGUCGCAAUCGCCGGUCCAAGUACGUCCGCUUCGUCUCGCGUAUGAUCACUACAUGUAGAAUAUGGCGUCGGGAA